AUGAAGUACAUAUGCGACCGAUGCCUACACUACUUCCACACAAGCGAGAAGCUGGCGGUACACAUCAUGGACUGUGAACGAUUGAACGACAGCGCAGUCGUUCUUCUCGUUGAGGGAAAGAACCGUUUGAGAUUUGAGAAUUAUAACAACAAAGAACGUGCUCCAAUGGUGGUAUACGCCGACUUGGAGUACGUACUGGAGAAACAGGACGAGGAACGGAAUGCAUCGAGCGCGCACAAGUACCAAAGACACAGUGUGUUCAGCAUCGGUUAUUACGCGAGCUGCGAGCACAUCAACAUCGGAUACAGAUCUCAUAGAAGCGAGAACUGCGUACAGUGGUUCGUGACUGAACUGCACGAUCUCGCGAAACGUGCAAAGACUUUGUUCGCGGCAAAUGUAUCCAUGGCGAAUCUCACACCGUUGGAGCUCGAGCUGUUUAGGAACGUCAAUUAUUGCCACGUGUGCGAACGACCGUUCAAGCGAGAUGACAAGAGGAUAUGCGACCACUGUCAUCUGACGGGACGCUUCAGAGGACCCGCGCACUCCGCGUGCAAUCUGAAUUACAAACAGGUCUACGUUGUUCCCGUUGUGUUCCACAACUUGUCGGGAUACGACGCGCAUUUUAGUAUCACAGAUAUGGCUACCGCUUUCGAGGGUGAGAUCAACAUGCUGCCCGUGACGAAAGAAACCUACAUAUUGUUCACAAAACAUGUGAGCAGUACUCGGGACGAAGACGAACAGAAAUGCGUGCAAUUGCGGUUUAUCGAUUCUUACAAAUUUUUGAGCAAAAUCUUAGAGAAGCUCGCGUCCUAUCUCAACANGAGCGAACUGCGAGUGACUCGAACGGAAUUCAGAGAUCUCUCCGCCGAGAACUUUGAACUGCUUACGCGAAAAAGUGUGUUUCUAUACAAAUAUGUGGACAGCGUCGACAAACUGUUGGAAACCAGUCUGCCACCGCGCGAGGCGUUUUACAGUUUGCUCAUCGGUGAGACCGUGAUGGAAAGCGACGACUUGUAUCUAAAGACAGACGUACUUUUGCUGACCGAUGUAUUUGAAAACUUCCGUUGCGAGUGCCUCGCGAGUUACGGACUGGAUCUCGCGCACUACUACACGCUGCCUGGAUAUACAUGGGACGCCAUGUUAAAGCACACUUGUGUGACAUUUGAGCUGUUGAUCGACAUCAAAAUGAUGAUGUUUGUGGAACGCGGCAUACGUGGCGGUUUGAGUCAAUGUUCAAACAGAUACGCCCGGACGAACAACAAGUACGCGCAUUUGCACGACUCGUCCGCACCGUCGACGUAUCUGAUGUACUACAACGUGAACAAUUUCUACGGAUGGGCAAUGUGUCAACCGCUUCCGUACGAUAACUUCACAUGGGUGGAGAACGCGUCCGAGUUCGAUGUAUCAACGGUCGCGGUAGACAGCGACGUCGGCUAUAUACUCGAGGUGGAUCUGACGUACCCAAAAGAACUGCACGACGCGCACAGCGAUUUACUCUUUUGUCCGACGCGUGAGGAACCGCCCGGUAAACAUGGAAAGAAUCAUGUCAAACUGCUCGCCACGGUGUUCGACAAGAAGCGCUACGUUAUUCACUGCUUCAACCUGCAGUCUGCGGCACGGGCUUCGCCUAACGCGAAUACAUCGGGUGCUGCGGUUCUCGCAAUCGCCUUGGCUGCGCGAACAAUAGAGAACGUGCGCAAGUACACCGACGUACGACUCGUUACAAAAUGGAAAGGACGAUACGGUGCGGAGGCGCUCAUUGCAAAACCAAACUUCCACAGUCGCAGCGUAUUUGCUGAGGAUCUGGUGGCCAUAGAACUUCGUCGUCUAGAAGUUUUAUUUAACAAACCGUUAUACGUUAGUAUGUGCAUACUCGACAUAUCGAAGACCUGUCUUUACGAAUUUUGUUAUGACUACAUGGCACCGUUGUACGGUGACGAUUGCAAAAUCCUCUACACCGAUACCGACAGUUUGAUAUACCACAUAAAGUGCAAGGACGUGUACGAGAAUAUGAUGCGCGAUAUCGCUCGCUUCGAUACAAGCGACUAUCCAACGGACAAUCUAUCGAUGCCUCGCGCUAAUAAGAAGGUACUAAGGCUUAUGAAGAAUGAGAACAACGGUGCUGUUAUGACAGAGUUAGUGAGUUUGCGCGCAAAGAUGUACGCGACUCGAGUGGGCGACAGCAAAUGCACAAAAAAGGUGAAGGGUGUGAAAAGGAGCGUUGUCGCGAGAACAAUCAUCUUCAACGACUACGUUCGGUGUCUGCGGGACGCGAUUGAACGAACGCGACAGCAGUCAUGCAUACGAUCUCAGCUGCACGAAGUAUUCACCGUUUCGGAACAGAAGCUCGCUCUGAGCCCGCAUGACGACAAGCUGUGCAUUGUCCAUGGAUUGACCGAGACUUUAUCGUGGGGUCACUACAAUAUCCCUAACUAA
Molecule: messenger RNA, 2436 nt
Organism: Pseudomyrmex gracilis
Lineage: Eukaryota; Metazoa; Arthropoda; Insecta; Hymenoptera; Formicidae
Exons: 4
Coding region: 1-2436 (811 amino acids)
Biological process (GO): DNA replication
Molecular function (GO): nucleotide binding; DNA binding; DNA-directed DNA polymerase activity
Source: RefSeq, a predicted model, not a curated record